Messenger RNA from Pantherophis guttatus, 2891 nucleotides. Its product is annotated as polyunsaturated fatty acid lipoxygenase ALOX15B-like. The record is from RefSeq and is a predicted model, not a curated record. Gene Ontology annotation, biological process: lipid oxidation. Lineage: Eukaryota; Metazoa; Chordata; Lepidosauria; Squamata; Colubridae. Gene Ontology annotation, molecular function: protein binding; iron ion binding; oxidoreductase activity, acting on single donors with incorporation of molecular oxygen, incorporation of two atoms of oxygen.
UCGGAAGCAAUUCAUUUCUUCUCAAUCUAUCCUCACCCUUGAGAGGCACGUUCUUCUCUUCUUCUUCUUCUUCUUCUUCUUUUUCUUCUUCUUCUUCUUCUUCUCCUCGAUCCCAUCACCAGGAUGGACCAGAACAGAUCUUCUCAGAACCAGCCUGGGGAACCGGUGAUCUACAAGGUUGAAGUGACUACGGGGCAUGGCCUUUUAACCGGGACUUUCGACCUGAUCUCCAUCGCCUUGGUGGGCACCAAUGGAGAAAGCCCCAAGAUGUAUCUGAAUCAGUUUGGGAUGACCUGCUGUCAAGGAUCGGGGGCUGAGGUGGACCUUCCAUGCGACCGGGACCUGGGACCCCUCUUGCUGAUCCGCCUGCAGAAGGAACCGUAUUCUUGUUUCCCCGAGAGCAGCUGGUACUGCGAUAUCGUCCAGGUGACUAGUCCUCAAGGAGAAGUCUUCCUCUUCCCCUGUUACCAGUGGAUCGAGGGUUACUGUACGGUCUCCUACAGAGAAGGAACAGCUCACAUCCCUUCCGACGACACCCACGGCCUUCAGCGGAGGCAUCGUCAGGAGGAGAUCCAGCAGCGGCAGAGAAAAUAUGGGUGGAAGGAAUACAUACCAGAGGUACCCUGGUGUGCUGACAUCGACACCCUGGCCACGAUUGAGUACAACAUUGAAUACUCCUUCCCUAAGACAGCAGCUUUUUUUGGACGGGGGUCGACUGCCCUACUUGAGGCCAAAAUGAAGGGCUUCCUAAACAAACCUUACUCCUGGGAGAAGCUGGAGGACAUUCGCAAGAUCUUCUGGUUCUACCACACUCCUGUCUCAGAGUUUGUGUUUAAGCACUGGAAGGAUGAUACCUUCUUUGGCUACCAGUUUCUGAACGGAAUCAACCCGAUCAAAAUCCAGAAAUGCACCAAGAUUCCGGAAAAUUUCCCCGUCACUCAGGAGAUGGUGGCGGGAACUUUGGGAAAAUAUACCACCCUGCAGGAAGAACUGAAGAAAGGGACCAUCUAUCUGGUAGACUACAAGAUCCUGGAGAACAUCCCCGCUAUUUUAUUAAACAACCACCAGCAAUAUAUCGCUGCCCCUCUUUGUCUGCUCCACCAGAAACCCAGCGGAGAAGUUCUCCCCCUGGCUAUCCAGCUCAGCCAGCAACCUGGUCCUCAAAGUCCCAUCUUCCUGCCCACCGACGAGGAGUGGCUCUGGACCUUAGCCAAGACCUGGGUGCGAAACUCCGAGUUCCAUACCCACGAGGUGAUCGCCCACCUGCUCCACGGCCACCUGAUGGCCGAGGUCUUCUCGGUGGCCACGCUGAGGAACCUCCCCAUGUGUCACCCGUUGUACAAGCUCCUGAUUCCUCACUUGCGGUACUCCAUCCACAUCAACGUGUUGGCCAGGACAUUCCUGAUCAGCCAAGGGGGCACCUUUGAUAAGGCCAUUGCCACCGGACGCCAGGGAUUAGCGGUGCUUCUCCAAAAAGCCACGGACGAUCUGACUUACACCCAGCUCUGCCUUCCGGACGACAUCGAAGCCCGGGGAGUGGGCGGCCUCCUCAACUAUUACUACAGGGACGAUGGCCUGAAGAUCUGGGAAGCCAUCAAGAGCUUCGUCUCGGGCAUCGUCGGACUCUACUACAAGAGCGAUUCAGCUGUCCAGGGAGACGUCGAGCUGCAGGCUUGGCUGGCCGAGAUCUUCGCCAAGGGGUUCCUCAGCAAAGAGACCUCAGGCAUCCCCUCCUCCAUCCAGUCCGUCCCAGAACUCAUCAAGUACCUGACCAUGGUCAUCUUCACCUGCUCGGCUCACCAUGCGGCGGUCAACGGCGGGCAGUUUGAGAUGGGGGCUUUCAUGCCCAACCUGCCUUCGUCCAUGAGGAAGCCCCCUCCCCAGGCGAAGGCCCCCCUCAGGCUCCAGGACUUCCUGGACACCAUCCCGGAAAUGAACGUCACCAGCCAGGUGCUCUCCGUCCUCUGGGUGCUGCAGAACGAGAUCCUCGACAUGAAACCGCUGGGCUGCUACGACGAGCAACUCUUUGUGGAGGAAGCUCCGAAGCGGCUCAUCGGCGAUUUCCAGGAACGUCUCAAGCGCAUCACUGUGGCCAUCGACAGCCGGAAUAAGACCCUCACGCUGCCUUACACUUACCUCUAUCCCCCCAACAUAGAAAACAGCACGACAAUCUAGGACGCUGGGUCGCUCAGCCUGCGCAUGUUGCUAGUCCUCAACGAGGGUUCCCGCCCAUUUUUUUUUUCUCCUUUCGAAAGCCGGGGGUAGGGACGGAGGAUAUGAAGAGCAUCAGAGAUGCACGAAUUCCACCUCCAGGAAUCCCUCCAGGCAACAGACAAGGCAAAGGAGAAACAAUCGCGAAAUGCAGUUGCGUCCGAGGUCAUAUCGUUGUACGGCUAGUCCUCGACUUGCGACCAAAACUGAGCCCGAAGUUUCUGUCGCUAAGCGAGACAUUUUUUUAAAAAGUGAGUUUUGCCCCUACGUUAAGACCUUUCUUGCCAGGGUCGUUAAACGAAUCGCUGCCGUUGAUAAACUUAGCGGCCCGGUCGUUAAGCGAAUCCGGCUUUCCCCUCAGAAGGUCGCAAAGAAGGGGAAAAAUCGCGUGACCUUGGGACACCAGCGACGGUCACAAAUAUGAAUGUCGAUCCCACGGGGAGGCUGCGGAGGUCGUAACUGUGAAACACAGGACUUUGAUCCGGGGCCGUUGUAACUUUGGACGGUCGUAAGUGGAGGACUAGCUGCGGAUCCCUUCUGUGAGUUCAGGGGCCGCUGAUUGAGCAAUUCUGAGGUAACUAAUUUGAGGACAAGAGGCCCUUUUGAAACCAAACAUGUCAAAGGCGCCUGGUUUUUUCUUUUUUUUCCUCCGCUACCAAAAUAAAUCCUGUUUUACGCAA